This is a messenger RNA of Chara braunii, 793 nucleotides long. Lineage: Eukaryota; Viridiplantae; Streptophyta; Charophyceae; Charales; Characeae. The record is from the annotation of a GenBank genome assembly.
GAGUCAUUAGAUCGAGUCAGUAGGUUUGUGAGUCAGGGGUCAUAGUCUACGUGGUGAGGUUUGAAAGCACUAAUCCGGUUGUGCACUUUUCACCAUGGUUGAGACCCGCAGUGGGAAGGACACUAACCCCUACACCAAGGAGCAGCAAGAGAAGAUGGCCACCUUAGUUAAAGAAAAUAGGGAGAGGAAAGAGCGCGACAAGCACGUGAAGUUGAAGGAAUUGGAGGAGGAGAUGGAGAAAAAGAAGAAGGCUGGUGAAGAAGAAGCGGCAGCAGAAGAAGAAAAAGAGAGAAUGAGAAUUGAGAGCGGAGAAGGGAGUACACGAUGAAGAGGGAGAUAGAUUUAGAGAUCGAGAAGAAGAUCAGUGAGUGGGUCGCUAAUUUAUCGUUGGGAGAAGAGGAGGAGGCAGAGGAUGAGAGGGCUGCGCUAGCCAGCGAGCUAGCAACAAUGACAGAUCCUAUGGAAAGGCGAGAAAGAGAGGAGGAGCAGAAGUUGGCCUGGAAGCUGAGGAUGAAGAGGGAGAAGAAGAGGAGGAGAGAGGAAAUGAGCAAAAUGACCGCAGAGGUAGCAAAGGUGCAGGCGUGCAGGCAGGAGGUGUUGACCCAGCCGGAUGACAAGGCCAAGUGGGAUAAGGUACUGGGGUACCUAGAGGUGUUGAGCAAAGCCUGGAUGGAGGAGCACCAGGCCAGUUGGAGUCAAGACGUAGCGUUGAGUGCCAUGCGGUAGGGGUUCAGAGACUUUGUGCGCGAGAUCGUCACCCACAUUGGGGGCAAAGUAAAGCAGUUGAGAGACA